AUGCGAUACAGAAGACCUUGUCCUCGGGAACCCAUCAGACGGAGUGAAGAUGGCCGAACAAAGCAGAUCGGAAUGAGUAUGGUGGAAAAGCCUGAACCCGAAAGGUUGGACAGUGGGAAGCAUAUCAGGUGUUCAAAACGUCUCUCCUUCCGUCUUUCCCUGUAUCCCCUUGGGAUGAGUGGAUUGGGAACAGAGGAGAUAGAGCACAACGCUCAGAAAGAGGCUAAGCGCUAA
Messenger RNA from Ilex paraguariensis (yerba mate), 234 nucleotides. The record is from the annotation of a GenBank genome assembly. NCBI's taxonomy places the organism in Eukaryota, Viridiplantae, Streptophyta, Magnoliopsida, Aquifoliales, Aquifoliaceae.